Molecule: messenger RNA, 342 nt
Organism: Musa acuminata AAA Group (dessert banana)
Lineage: Eukaryota; Viridiplantae; Streptophyta; Magnoliopsida; Zingiberales; Musaceae
Exons: 2
Coding region: 1-342 (113 amino acids)
Source: RefSeq, a predicted model, not a curated record
AUGGGCAACCUCAACGCCAGCCUCUUUCUCAUGCUCGCUCUCCUACUCUCCGCUCUUCCCUACAAAGGAGCAUCGGACAAUGGAACUUUCCCCACCGACGAUAACAUACCUGUUUCUCCUGUCGAACACCAACCUGUCGCCGGCGAAGUGAUCAGCGCCUUCUACGGGGGCGUGCUGGCACCGUUUCAUGUGUGCUCGGAAUGCCAGUGUUGUUCCGGCAGUGACAGGAGGAAUUGCCAGCAAACCAAGUGUUGUCACAGAAUCAUCUGCAACCAGCCCGGCAAGCCGUUUAACUACUGCUCGCUUAAGCCGAUCAGCUGCGGCUGCGCCAACUGCAACUGA